Messenger RNA from Protobothrops mucrosquamatus (brown spotted pit viper), 1453 nucleotides. RefSeq names its product LUC7 like (gene LUC7L). The transcript has 10 exons. Gene Ontology annotation, cellular component: U2-type prespliceosome; U1 snRNP. The coding region runs from base 37 to 1155 and encodes 372 amino acids. Gene Ontology annotation, biological process: mRNA splice site recognition. The record is from RefSeq and is a predicted model, not a curated record. NCBI's taxonomy places the organism in Eukaryota, Metazoa, Chordata, Lepidosauria, Squamata, Viperidae. Gene Ontology annotation, molecular function: mRNA binding.
AGGAGACGCGAGAGUCCCUCCGCCGCCGCCGCCGCCAUGUCGGCCCAGGCCCAGAUGCGAGCGCUGCUCGACCAGCUGAUGGGCACGGCCCGGGACGGAGAUGAAACCAGACAAAGGGUGAAGUUUACAGAUGAACGGGUCUGCAAGAGCCAUCUUCUGGACUGUUGUCCUCACGAUAUCUUGGCAGGGACGCGUAUGGACCUUGGAGAGUGUACCAAGAUUCAUGAUUUGGCGCUGAGAGCAGAUUACGAGAUUGCAAGUAAAGAGAGAGACCUGUUCUUUGAGCUGGAUGCGAUGGAUCACUUGGAAUCUUUCAUUGCUGAGUGUGAUAGAAGAACAGAACUGGCUAAAAAACGACUUGCAGAAACCCAGGAGGAGAUCAGCGCUGAAGUGGCUGCAAAGGCAGAGAAAGUGCACGAACUCAACGAAGACAUUGGGAAGCUUCUGGCUAAAGCUGAGCAGCUAGGAGCUGAAGGGAAUGUGGAUGAAUCCCAGAAGAUCCUGAUGGAAGUGGACAAAGUCCGUGCAAAGAAGAAAGAGGCGGAGGAGGAAUACCGUAAUUCUAUGCCUGCAUCCAGUUUCCAGCAGCAGAAGCUGCGUGUUUGCGAGGUUUGUUCUGCAUACCUCGGUCUCCAUGACAACGAUCGUCGUCUGGCUGAUCAUUUUGGGGGCAAAUUGCAUUUGGGCUUCAUUCAGAUCCGCGAGAAAUUGGACCAGUUGCGGAAAACCGUAGCUGAAAAACAGGAGAAGAGAAAUCAAGACCGGUUGAGAAGGAGAGAAGAAAGAGAGCGAGAAGAACGUGUGGGACAACGAUCUGGAUCAAGAAACCGAGAUCGCAGAAGAUCGCGAUCCCGAGAGCGGAGGCGCCGACGUUCCCGCUCCCUUUCCCGCGAGAAGCGAAAAUCCCGUUCCAAGUCUCGGGAACGAGAGAGGCACCGACGCCACCGCAGCCGUUCCGGAAGUCAUAGUCGGGGUCACCGACGUGGAUCCAGAGACAGGAGUUCCAAGCAUAAAUCCUCUAGGGAUCGGUCUUCAAGAGAGAAAUCUCGGGACCGGGAGAAGAAAGAGAAGAGUUCGUCUGAACGGCGGCACGAGAGCACCAAUGGCAAAUCUCGCUCCAAGAGGUCGGAGGAGAGGGAAGCCGGCGAGAUCUGAGCUCCCGCCGCGAGACCCUUCUUGUACUGUAAAUAAGUCUUGAGAAGCAUUCUACACGGCCCAAAUCUCUCAUUUAUAUUAACGGAAGACAGCACAUCCUUUUGUAGUUCUGGAUUUCUUAUCGUUUCUGCAGCUAGCAAUGACAGUUCCCUGCCAUUGACCGAAACUUUGUUUUUAUCAAGCCUAAAGAGAUCCAGCAGCCAAGGAUCCACCCAGAUUAAUAAUAUCUUAGAAGCAGAACACAGCUGCUGGAAGGCUAUCCUACCGGAAGGGAUUGCGAUCCGCUUUAAAAAACAAA